AGUUAUGUUAACAAUGGCGUGUACUAUGUAUUAGCGAAGUGUCAAAAUUUGUGCUUUUAGAGUUUCGACUAAUAGUUUGUUGAUAUCUAUUUGUGUAAAUUUAAUUUUAUUAAAGAUCGUUCCUACAAACCGAAAAUGUAUCGGAUUUUUUCGCAAUUAUUUUUGUUGCCAAUUAACGUAUUAACAACAAAAAAAAUGUCGUAAAAACAAUAUCGCGGCUAAUUUGGCUGGGAUCGGGCUGCAUGACAAACGGCCGAGGCGCCGGUAUGGCGUCAUUUAUGACGAAAAAGAAGAAAUAUAAAUUUCAAGUCGAAAUAUGCCUCGAAGAGUUAUUGGAAGUUCCGUUCGUAUCUGCGGUGCUGUUUGCCAAAUUGCGCUUGUUAGAUGGAGGUAAUUUCCAAGAUCACAGCAGUAGACAAGAAGUACAAGAUCACAAAGUUCAUUGGGGCGCUAACUUUACCUUUCCGUGUAAAAUGAUGGCGAACGCUUCGACGGGUAUAAUGGAGCGUUGCAUCCUUAGAAUAUCUAUUCGUAAGGAAUACAAAGGAGGCAGAUCUUUCACAAAACUCGGUUUCGUCGACUUGAACCUCGCGGAAUACGCUGGUGCCGGUCUUAUCCACAAGAAAGCUUUGUUGGAAGGCUACGACGCCAGGCACAGGCAGGACAAUAGCAUGCUGAAGUUCAAGAUCGAAUUGAACAUGAUUUCGGGUGAUAUACUGUUCAAAGCACCUUCGCCAUCUUUAAAACAUAAACAAGUGAAUGUUGAAGAAACUAAUGCGGAACAAAGGCCUGACGAAUUUUCCAGCGGCUCUUUAGCCGGCUCUAUAGCCAGCGGUAGCUCGGGUUUUGGUAGUCUACCAAAAAAAAGACCCGCACUUUUAUCUUCAGAAUUAGUGAUAGGUCAAACUUUGACUGAAAACAAUGCCCCCGUAUCUGUAUCUACGGAUCACGUGAACGAUAAUCAUCCGAUCUCAUCGAUUCUUUCGCAUUCUGAUCAAGAACCCCAAGAAACGGCGGCCUUGUGCGAACACGGCCACUCUCGGAAUUCUUCUAACACUAGUCAACUAUCGAAGGCCUCCGGUUAUAGCAGUAUUCAGUCACAUUCGCAUAGUAGGCAAAGCAGUAGCGGGGAUUCGGGGCAUAUCAGGAACCUACAAAGCAGAUCGGUCCGCGCGUUUCGUUGCUCCUCAGCCGAUACGAAUUUAAAAUCGAAUCGCAAAAUGAACAUCCCCAAUACGAUUCUAUCAAUAAAUAACGAAAACAACCGCCCGCAACCCCUAAUUACCUCCACCCCUAAUAACAAAAAUCAACCCGAAAGCGACGCGAGCUCCCUAUACGGAACCCCCCCCGCCGCCUAUCAAAGUCAGUGCAGUAACGACGAAUACAAAACGCCGGAAGUUAGUUUCGAUAAUAAGAGCGAAGUUUUCUCAUCGAAUUUCAACGAAUUGCAAAAAUCUUCGUCCACUUCGGUAGUCGAAAGGAUUAAAAACGAAAUGUUGACUUCGGACGAAUUGGAAUACAGGAAAUCGGAUAAUACGGCCGAUAGGCGGCGUAACGAUCGAACCGGUGCGAACCUGCGUUCGAAAAGCGAUUUCGAAAUACCGAAAAUGCCGGUCAGGUUGCCGGAAAAGAAUUUCAGUAGUAAAUUUUUCAAUUCGGAUAGUUUGUUUUCGUUUUUGACGCCGCGACCUAAAAGGAAAAGCGUCUGCGAAAACGACGGUGCUUUCAAAGUACCGGUCGUUAAAUAUUUACCGGAAGUACGUAGUACCACUUCGAUGGGUUCGCUUCGGUCUGGUAAUUCGAACAACGACGAACGCCUUUGCGUACGAAACGUUGAAAGGAACCCGAGCGCCGGUAGUCUGGUCAUUUCGGAAACGGGAUCGUUAGACAGAGCGAAAGCGGCCUACGAAAGGCGAAAGAAGAACCAAUGUCAAGAUACAGACGCCGUCGGUAUACCGGGACGCGUCGAAAAGACCAGAGUCAACGUCGAAGAUCUAGUUGAAGAUUUAUUGAAGAAUACGAAUUUGGAACAACCCGACGAUUCGGCGGAAACGUCCGGUCUUCAAUUGUUCAUAGCCAAAGACGGUACGGCGGCUCUGGGGAACCACGAGGUGAAGUCGCAAAUGUCCGCCGGCGUACAAGUAUUCAAGCAAGUCGUAAUGGACAAUAGGUAGCCUGAAUGGCCUUAACCGCGUCGCGCGCUAUCGCUAAUUAUCAUUAUUAUAAAUAAUGUUGUUGGUUUCGACGCCCGGCGUCGAUCGUGUGUAAUCAAUACGUGUUGAUAUUAUUGUUGAUAUAUAUAUAUAUGAAGAUACAAAACUAGAGAACGUACUGUAUAGCAUAUAUCUAUACGAUUUUUUUUUUUUUAAUUUUUAGCUCCGAAAACGUCAUUUUGACAUUUUUUUUUAUUGAUAUAUAUGUAUUUUUAUUUGUAUAGAAAAAACCAUCACGAAUUAUUACGAAUGUUCAAUUUGUUUUUUUUUUUUUUUUUUUUUUUUUAAUGAAAAUGUAUCGGUCAAAAUCUCAAAUUACUAAAUUGACAGAAAAACUCACCGUGGUGAUUGACAGAAAAACUAUCGAUUCGCAAUUAAUCGACAUCGAUCGUUUGCCGAAUCGAUAAAUUGACAAUAAAUACGAUAUCGACUGAAAAGUACAAAAUUGACGGAAAAUCUAAUCAUAAUUGACAAAAAAAUUGCGGAGACGCAGUGUAAUCAGAAAGGAAGGUAUUGUCAAUACAUUGAUUUGACAAAAAAUGCCUAUGGGAUAUCGAAAAAUACGAAACUGAUGAUAUAUUGACAUCAUAUUUCAUCAUAAUUGACAAAAUAGUUGCGGAGACGCGGGCUAUUGACGAGAAAUGCAUUGUCAAUUCAUCGAAUUGACAAAAAAUGCCUAUGGGAUAAUAAAAACUACGGAACUGAUGAAAAUUGACAAAGCAUUUUAUCGCAAUUGACAAAAAAUUGCGGAGACGCAGUGAAUUAGGGAGAAUUGCAUUGUCAAUUCAUCUAAUUGACAGAAAACGUCUAUGAAAUAUCAAAAAAUACGAAACUGAUGAUAAAUUGACAUCAUAUUUCAUCAUAAUUGACAAAAUAGUUGCGGAGACGCGGGCUAUUGACGAGAAAUGCAUUGUCAAUUCAUCGAAUUGACAAAAAAUGCCUAUGGGAUAAUAAAAACUACGGAACUGAUGAAAAUUGACAAAACAUUUUAUCGCAAUUGAUAAAAAAUUGCGGAGACGCAGUGAAUUAGGGAGAAUUGCAUUGUCAAUUCAUCUAAUUGACAGAAAACGUCUAUGAAAUAUCAAAAAAUACGAAACUGAUGAUAAAUUGACAUCAUAUUUCAUCAUAAUUGACAAAAUAGUUGCGGAGACGCGGGCUAUUGACGAGAAAUUUAUUGUCAAUUCAUCUAAUUGACAGAAAAUGUCUAUGAGACAUCAAAAAAUACGGACCUGAUCAAAAAUUGAGAUGAAAUUUUAUCAUAAUUGACAGAAAAUGUGUAUGGGUUAUAAAAAAAAAUACGAAACCGAUGAAAAAUUGACAAAAAAAAUUAUUGAGAUGCAUUUAAUUGACAUUAAUUUAAUCAUUUGUCAAAUUAAUAAAGUUGAAGAAAAUACCCGCAGGACAUCUCAAAAUACUGUAAUGACAAGAAAUUUAAAAUAUUAACAGGAAAACUAAAGAGACGCGGGUUAUUGAAAAAAAUUGACAGAAAAACUGAAUAGACGCAGGUUAUUAACAAAAAUUGACAGAAAUACUGGAGAGACGCAGGUUAUUAACAAAAAUUGACAGAAAUACUGGAGAGACGCAGUUUAUUGACAAAAAUUGCAUUGGCGAUUCAUUGAAAAUUGACAUCAAACGCCUACGAGAUAUCAAAAAAUACGGUACUUAUAAAAAAUUGACAAAACUGACAGAAAAAAAUUUAUCAUAAUGACAAAAAAGUACAGAAACGUCGGUCGAUCAAAUAUAGAUAACUUUGACAGAAAAUCUCAUCAUAAUUCAAAAAAAACUAUUUACAAAUAAUUAAUUGACAUUAAGUGUUUGUCAACUUGAUAAAUUGACAGAAAAUGCCCACAUAACAUCCCAAAAUACUAUAAUAACAAGAAAUUUAAUUUACUGACAGAAAGUGCCUUCAUAAUUGACAAAAAAAAAAUUGUAAAACGCAGUUUAUUCAUAAGAAUUACAGAGUCAUAUUGAAGAAUUUAUAAAAAUGCGAUAUUGAUGAAAAAAUAGACAAAAUUGACAAUAAAUCACAAUGAUAUACGUAACAAUAAUUAACAAAAUAAUAGAAAAACCGUUAAUUCGAUUAAUUAUUACGAAUACAACGAUCAAAUUUGAACAUAUAGAGAUGGGAUCUUAUUUACGUUUGUAUAAGUUUUAAAAUAACUGCUUCUUUUAAAUUAAAUUUUAACCAAACUCUAAUGGAAAUUCAACAGUAGCCUGUGUAAACGUAGGAUAAACGUCAUUUUGAUUAAGAUAGAGGUGGGAUUCUAUUUACAUUUUGAAAGUUCCAAAAUAACUGCUUUUUCUGAUUGAAGUUUAACCGAAUUCUUAUAGAAAUUCAACAAUAGCCUGUGUAAACGUAGAAUAAACGUCGUUUUUUAUAUUUAAAGAUGGGAUUCUAUUUACAUUUCUAUAGGUUUCAAAAUAACCUCUUUUUUAAUUUAAAUUUCACCAAACCCUAAUAGAUUCAACAAUAGCCUGUGUAAACGUUGGUUGAACGUCAUUUUGAAUAUUUAGAGAUGGGAUUCUAUUCACAUUUUGAAGGCUCCAAGAUAACUGCUUUUUUUGAUAGAAUUUUAACCGAAUUCUUAUAGAAAUUCAACAAUAGCCUGUGUAAACGUAGAAUAAACGUCGUUUUUUAUAUUUAAAGAUGGGAUUCUAUUUACAUUUCUAUAGGUUUCAAAAUAACCUCUUUUUUAAUUAAAGUUUGACCAAAUCCUAACAGAUUCAACAAUAGCCUGUGUAAACGUUGGAUAAACGUCAUUUUGAAUAUUUAGAGAUGGGAUUUUAUUCACAUUUUGAAAGCUCCAAGAUAACUGCUUUUUUGAUUGAAUUUUAACCGAAUUCUUAUAGAAAUUCAACAAUAGCCUGUGUAAACGUAGAAUAAACGUCGUUUUUUAUAUUUAAAGAUGGGAUUCUAUUUACAUUUCUAUAGGUUUCAAAAUAACCUCUUUUUUUUAAUUGAAUUCUUAUAGAGAUUCAACAAUUGCUUGUGUAAACGUAGGAGAAAUGUCAUUUUAAAUAUUUAGAGAUGGGAUUUCAGAAUCAGGUAGAAUGAAAAGUAACGAAAUUUGAAAUUUACUUCUACUACAAAGAGAGUGUAACCUCUCCAAACGUACCCCCGUACAUUUUCAUCGAAAUAUUCGUAUACAUUUUUGAAAAUGUCACAGUGACGUUCCGAGAUUAGCGCGAAAGUAUUAUUUAUUGAGAUUGUACAUUCUGUAGGAAUUUAAAAUCGUAAAAAUUUAUAAAAGUAUUAAUUUUUUUUUAUACGAGGUACGAUCAAAAGAAAACCGUGAAUUAUAGUAUUCAAAAUAAAGUAGAAAAGUACUGUAAAGUAAUAGGGUCGAAAAGUUCCUUUUCGCAUAAUUUUUUUUCACCGAAAGUAACGUGAUGCUAAAUCUGGUGAUUUAGGUGGAUGUACAGGACUUUUGGUCGUCUAAAAUGCCCGAUUUGUUACAUUGUGUGUUGACAUGGUGAAAAUGGUAGUUUUUUCUAACGUCUCAAAACACUUGUUUAAACUGACUUUUUUGAAAUUUUUUUGCGUAUCACCGUAUAUUUUCGAUUCAUUUUCAUUUUUAAAAUGACUCAUAUCACUUUUGAUUGUAGUUAUUUUGAUCGUUUUGUAAAGGUAGUGUGAUAGCCGUUUUAUAACCACCUGUGUAAACGUAGAUUAGUCGAAUUUCUACAGAAAUAUCAAUAAAAUUAUAAAUAAUCAAAAUAAUUAUUUUGAUAUAUUUUUGGAACCAAAUGAUCAAUUUUGGAUACUUUGGAUACUAUUUUGACAAUUUUUCCAAGUUCCUCUAAUGUCAACAGACUGUGUAAACGUUGUAACAAUCGAAUUAAUCGAUUAUCUUCAUUUUGAUUGAUUAUAGAAACUAAAUUAUUAAUUUUUGAAUCUUCAUCAACAUUAACUGACACACUUUCACUUUUAAAUCGCUCAACCUACUUGGAAUCGCAAAAUAAAUCGGUUUUUGUCAAAAAUUUCAAUUUUUUGUUGAAGAAAUUCUUAUAGCCGUUUCAUAAUAGACUGUGUAAACGUAGAAAUCGUCCCAAGAUUGAUACUUGAUAAUAGUGUGUGUAAACGUAGUAACUGUUAUUUGAAUGAGUCAUUGAUACUCAAAUUAUCGAUUUUCGAUAUAUAGAGAUGAGAUUCUAUCGAAAAUAACAACUUAUCGAACCAAACUUUGAUUUUCUGAUUUCCACUCCCAAACCUCUAAUCAAUCUUCAAAGUCACUGUAUCAUCACUGUAUAACAGAUUUUCACAUUUCGAUGGUUUUUCUGGAAAGGAAUCGCGAGAUAAAUUAAUUCUCGUUGUUUUUUUUUGAUUACCCCUCGUAUAAUUAUUGUUAAAAAAUAUCUAGUAUUGCAAACGGAUUUUAAUUGAUAUUAGUAACCAAAAAAAAAGGAAUUUACAUUUUUUUUUCAAGUUGUUUAAUUUUUUGUUAUAAUGUAGUGAAGGGUUCAAAUAUUAUUAUCAAUUCCGUUAUUUACAUGAAAUUGUAAUUUAAAACGACGCUGUGUAUAUAAUGAACAAUAUACGUUUCAAAAAAUAA
This is a messenger RNA of Diorhabda sublineata, 6766 nucleotides long. RefSeq names its product early estrogen-induced gene 1 protein. The transcript is spliced from 8 exons. NCBI's taxonomy places the organism in Eukaryota, Metazoa, Arthropoda, Insecta, Coleoptera, Chrysomelidae. The coding region runs from base 243 to 2174 and encodes 643 amino acids. The record is from RefSeq and is a predicted model, not a curated record.